CUCUCUUGUCCUCGUUGGUCAGGCCUGGUGCUUGGUGCCUGGCAUCCAGGGUAACUUCCUUUCAUAGCGACUUCUGCUGUCCACGCAUUUGCAUUUCUGCCGCUGUGAGGGCAACACUUCAGUCUGUGAGUGCUUGAUCGCUCGCUUUGGGCCUUAGUAUGCAGGGACUCGGGAAGACGGAGAGAGGAGAUCAGGGCCGAGACAUCGACCGGACAUCGCUGAGAUCAACCAUGCCGGCCAGCGGCCCUCUACAGGGGGGUUCGGCCUCUAACCUGAACAUGAACCUGUAUGCCACCAAGAAAACAGCAGCUGAAGGCAUGCUGGACAUCGCUCUGUUCCUGGCAAACAUCACACACAUGAAGACUGUCAUCGAGCAGGGCGCAGGAUACAGGUACUACGUUGCUGUCCUGACACUCAUUUCCUUCUCCUUGGCACUUCAGAUAGUAGCCGGUGUCCUGAUUAUCAUAAUUGCUCGUUUUGAGCUGACCCUCCUCCCUUCUUGUCAGCGUUGCCUAAACUUCCUGAACAAUCUGGUCACUGGCAUCGUCUUCUUAACCCUCAUUGUAAACAUCAUCAAAGCUGCUUUCGGCACCCAGCGCAGCUGCCUCCUGCGGUGGCUCUUUCAGCGCUUCAUUUUAUGAGAGGCAUGCAGAAUUUCACACGUAGGGACCUGAAUGUGGUGUCCAAUCAGAAGCGACUUGACUACCUGAACAACGUUGCAACGGGCGUCAUCUUCGUCACCACGGUGGUCAACUUCUUCGUUAGCUUCUUCGGAUCCAAGAGGACAGGUUUCUUCCGCUGGCUGCUGGCAAGACUCCACUUUUGAGAAGAAACGCACGCCAACGCAAUCACUUUCAAACUCCCACGUGUGCAACAACCUGCACAAAUGUUGCAUUAAUUGUGCAAACGUUGAUGUGAAACAUUUUUUAGAAAGUAAAAAUGUUUCCAAUUAUAUAAAAUUAUGACACACUGGUUUUUGUUUAACCUUCAUAAAGUAAUUCCAAUAAAUGUUUGCUGUUUUUAUUAGCUGCCAAGUCUUUUUUAAUGGAUGUUUUUGCUGAACUAAAACUGUUGAUGUGAUUCACUGUCAUAUACUUUUAGUGUAACUUGUGCACUUUGUUGCAUGUUGAUUGGAUUUUUUUAACCCUCCCACUGUCCUAAUGGGUGUGACCCCGCAAGGAAAAUUGACCAUUGAGCAGGAUUGAUGGUUUAUCCCUUGGGUCCAUGUGACAGGGGUGAGGAGUGAGCACCACCUCACCCCAGCCAUGUGGACCUCAAGGGAUAAACCAUCAUUCCUGCUCAAUGGUCAACUUUGCUUGCGGGGUCACCCAUAAAGACAGUGGGAGGGUUAAAAUAAAGUUGUUUUAGAUUUAGUAAUUUAAUUUGUGAAAUGACAAGCAUUAAGUGUCUUUAUUAGAGUCACCAUCAAACAUAAAUCAGGGAAAAUAUGUGCAAACUGUGCCUUUCUGAAAGCUCAAUAAAGUGAUUUAACAAAAUGUUGUGUUGUGAUAAAUGACUUUUUACCAAAACUGUGUCCGUAAUCUGGCUUUUUAAUGUCAACAAAAUGUUUUAAGACACGGUCUGAACUAUUUUUCUGUUGUAAACGUGUUUUUGUGUGUGAACCAGGCCGUCGGAACCUGAACAACUCCACUCUACAAAAUCGACUGGACUACCUGAACAACGUGACCACCAUCAUAG
Messenger RNA from Nothobranchius furzeri (turquoise killifish), 1698 nucleotides. RefSeq names its product ninjurin-2. The record is from RefSeq and is a predicted model, not a curated record. Gene Ontology annotation, biological process: cell adhesion; tissue regeneration. Lineage: Eukaryota; Metazoa; Chordata; Actinopteri; Cyprinodontiformes; Nothobranchiidae. Gene Ontology annotation, cellular component: membrane.